AUGGAUCUUUUCAAGAGAGCCAAGACAAUCCGACUGCGCAGCUACAAGGACAAAUACCUAAUAGCCGAAGAUGAUCAAGAAUCUGUCUGCCAACAUCGUGAUGGAACAACAAAUAACGCACUCUGGACCGUUGAAUUCGUUCAAGGAAGAGACCUUUUGCGCAUCAAAAGUUGUUAUGGAAGAUACCUCACAGCCUCAAACAUCCCAUUUCUUCCCGGGGUUACAGGAAAAAAAGUCAUCCAAACCUUGCCAAGCAAAUUUGAACCAGCCACUGAAUGGGAACCUUUGAGGGAUGGAAUGCAAGUCCGGCUUAGAACAUUGUGGGGCGACUUUUUACGCCCAAAUGGCGGCCUUCCCCCAUGGAGGAACUCUGUCACACACGACAUUCCUCAUUGGCACAAAUCCUACAACAAGAUCUUGUGGGAUGUUGAGGUGGUCGAGACCUUCCCAGUGCAUCAUCGUACACGUUCAGGUUCUGCAUUCUUCAGAUCAAGAUCUUCAGUUUCUGCAUAA
Messenger RNA from Fraxinus pennsylvanica, 513 nucleotides. The record is from the annotation of a GenBank genome assembly. Lineage: Eukaryota; Viridiplantae; Streptophyta; Magnoliopsida; Lamiales; Oleaceae.